This is a messenger RNA of Anoplopoma fimbria (sablefish), 2687 nucleotides long. It is a transcript of the gene slc38a7, whose product is annotated as solute carrier family 38 member 7. NCBI's taxonomy places the organism in Eukaryota, Metazoa, Chordata, Actinopteri, Perciformes, Anoplopomatidae. The transcript is spliced from 12 exons. Gene Ontology annotation, biological process: amino acid transmembrane transport. Gene Ontology annotation, molecular function: L-serine transmembrane transporter activity; L-aspartate transmembrane transporter activity; L-leucine transmembrane transporter activity. The record is from RefSeq and is a predicted model, not a curated record. Bases 559 to 1932 code for a protein of 457 amino acids.
CUGAAGGUACUGUGCCUCAUUAUCAGCCUUUUAUCUUCGGCAAAAGCGACUGAAUUACAGCGAAUAAAUAUGUUAUGUAGAGGUAUCUGUACGUGUGGACUUGUUUGGGGAAUAUUUAUCUUAUUUGUGUUGUAUUGAGCUAAGGUUAGUGUCACGUUUGCUAGCUAUUGUAUGUAAGGACAUAGAGUAACAAAGGGGAUGACUGCGUUGACAGAUGUUAUUGUUACGUUAAUGAAAAGCAAAGGAAUAAGCUAAUCACAUUAGCAGAUGGGUGGUUUAACCAGUAGCUUAUGAAGGAAGCUGGAGCAGUAAAUUCAACUGAGGUCAGCUUGGCAACAACAGCAGCCUCUCUUGUUGACAGUAAGAUUACUGAUUGGUUCAUCCAUCACACUGAUACUGGUGAUAGCUUUGAGAUGUAUCAGCGGGCUCCUGACUGUUGUAGUAUUUAAGAUACUGGACUUUUCUGAUCAGAAUUUACGCCACUUGGAUCGAGAGAGCUGGAGACAAAUCAUCUUGGUUCCAUAAGACUUGGCAGGCCGAGCUACAGCCUGUUGACUCAUGGCGAUCAACACGGAUGUCGAGGACUGGGGCGGCGUUGGGAGUAAUGACUCUGGAGAGAGAGCGUGGCUCUUGCAAAGCCCCAGCGUGGAAUCUGUCCGGCACCUUGAGACAGAAAGGAGUGGGAGCGGGGGGGUGUCGUCUUGGGCAGCGAUCUUCAUCGUGGUAAACGCAGCACUGGGAGCCGGUCUACUCAAUUUCCCAGCAGCCUUCAAUUUGGCGGGAGGAGUGACUGCAGGAGUCAUUCUUCAAAUGUUUAUGCUGAUCUUCAUAAUCAGUGGACUGGUGAUCCUGGGCUACUGCUGCCAGGUCAGUAAUGAAAGCACGUAUCAGGAGGUUGUCAGAGCCACUUGUGGAAAAGUAACAGGGAUCGCUUGUGAAAUCGCCAUUGCUAUCUACACCUUUGGGACUUGUAUCGCUUUCUUUAUUGUCAUUGGAGACCAGCUGGAUCGCUUGGUGGCAGCAGUGGCUCAUGAAACAGAUGGUACAGUCAGUGGCCACUGGUACACUGACCGCAAGUUUACCAUCUGUGUUACUGCAGUCCUGAUUAUUCUUCCUCUCUCCAUCCCAAAAGAGAUUGGCUUUCAGAAAUAUGCCAGUGCAUUGAGUGUGAUCGGAACAUGGUAUGUGACCAUCGUGGUCAUUAUAAAGUACAUCUGGCCAAAUAAAGAUAUGACUCCGAGCCACGUUCCUGCCAGUUCUGCUUCCUGGACUGCAGUUUUCAAUGCAAUGCCCACCAUUUGCUUUGGUUUCCAGUGCCACGUCAGCUGUGUGCCGGUGUUCAACAGCAUGAGCAGAAAAGAGAUCAAACCUUGGGGGGUUGUCGUCACUCUCAGCAUGAUAAUCUGCCUAUUUGUUUACACUGGAACAGGUGUCUGCGGCUUCCUGACGUUUGGCUCCAGUGUCAGUCAGGAUGUGUUGAUGUCGUACCCUUCUGAUGAUAUCGCUGUGGCCCUCGCGAGAGCUUUUAUUGUCAUCUGUGUCAUCACCUCCUACCCCAUUUUACACUUCUGUGGCAGGGCAGUUAUAGAAGGACUUUGGCUGCGUUUGCAAGGUGAGCAGGUGGAGGUGUGUGUGCGUCGUGAGAAGAGGAGGAGGAUCCUGCAGACGCUGGUGUGGUUUGUUGUCACGCUCGUCCUCGCCCUCUUCAUCCCAGAUAUUGGUCGGGUGAUCUCGCUGAUCGGAGGAUUGGCAGCCUGCUUUAUCUUUGUCUUCCCAGGUUUGUGUUUGAUUCAAGCAAAGCUGUCAGAGACGGACAGCCGAACUGCAAGCUGGCAUGGAUUGGUGGUCUUCGGUGUGGUCAUGGUCACGAUUGGAGCGUUCAUCUUUGGCCUCACCACGACUAACUCUAUCUAUCAAGACGUCAUCAGCUAAAAGGAACUGUGUUAUUGUAGCCCGUGGUUUCUAAGACGGAGGGGGAGGGGGGGCUUAGUCCUGUGCUGCUACUCUGAACUACUGAAAAGAUGGAGAAGCAUCUCAUGACACUCAUUUAAAAAAAUCCUCUACGGCAUGUCACAUUCCUGCUCCGUACAGGAUAUGCAGAGUUAAAGCUCCACAUAUCUAUACUCAGUCAGGUAGUAUUCAGAGAUACAAUGCCAAAUGACUUUAGACACUUUGCCUUUUAUUUUAUGUACAGUUUCAAUUGCAUGUUUUAUGUUUUUUAUGGUGCUUUUAACAAGUUUCUAAAGGUUUAGGGGCACAGAGGGGUUCCCCCCUCUCUGGACCCUGUAGGGGCAACGUAUCCCUGUCCUGUUUACAAGAGCUGAAGGGCUUUGUAUACAAAGGUCUUACAAUCAAAUUGAUUUUAUUAAUGAAAUUGUACCAAUUUGUGUAUUUUAACUUGCAUGUCAAAGUAAAUGUUUCUUAUUGAAAAUGACAUGCUUUGGUUCCUUGGUCUAAUCCAGGGCCAGCCUUUAAGUUUGUUCGCAUAUUAAGAAUUUGAAACUUCUCCAAUAGAAAAUGUAAUUGAGUGAUAAGUUUGCACACAGAAUUAUUAAUGAAUGAUGUGAUAACUGCAGAAUGGGACAGUUUAAUUCUUGUUGAUUUUUAUUCUUUGAUAAUCAAUAAUAGUUUUCAACUAUGAAUAUUUGAAAAUUAAUUUAGUAAGGCAUUUGGGAUAUUUUUCUUAG